CACGACCUCAUGGAGAAAAAGCCAAAUGUUUCUCAAUUGUCCGCCUCCAAAAGGCUUGCUACGACUGUUUCUGAUGCAGCCUCAGCUUCGUCUAGGCUUCAUCAGCACGAUCAAACUAGUUUCCAGCCUAAAUCAAACUGGGCUUCUGGCUCAAUCGAGCACAGGAAAGAUUUGACUCGCACUUGA
Protopolystoma xenopodis is the source of this 186-nucleotide messenger RNA. The record is from the annotation of a GenBank genome assembly. Lineage: Eukaryota; Metazoa; Platyhelminthes; Monogenea; Polystomatidea; Polystomatidae.